Eucalyptus grandis is the source of this 1859-nucleotide messenger RNA. RefSeq names its product ethylene-responsive transcription factor ERF060. The transcript has a single exon. Bases 437 to 1486 code for a protein of 349 amino acids. Gene Ontology annotation, biological process: regulation of DNA-templated transcription. Lineage: Eukaryota; Viridiplantae; Streptophyta; Magnoliopsida; Myrtales; Myrtaceae. Gene Ontology annotation, molecular function: DNA binding; DNA-binding transcription factor activity. The record is from RefSeq and is a predicted model, not a curated record.
AAUUGCAGGGUAUGAGAAAAACAGAGAGAGAGAGAGAGAGAGAGAGAGAGAGAGCUUCCUCUUUCUUUGCAGUCGCUCUGUGAUCAUUUUUCUUCUUCUUCUUCUUCUUCAGCCCCCUCUCUGAACUUCCCCCGCUUCUCCGAUCCCUUUCUGUCGUCGUCUGUCUCACGGACUCUGCUGUCCUGGUUUUGCGUUUGCUCUUUCUUGCUUUGUUUUCGACCGGGAGGGUUUAUUUUUCUUGUACCCUCGGCUUGUGCGUGCGCUCUUUCUUUUUGCUUGUGAAGAAAACCUCUUCCAUCGAAUUGGUUUUCUCGUUCUGCGUUUACAAGUUCGUGCCUGUUCCUUUGGUUUUGGUAAGAAACAGGUGAUCCUUCUUAUUAGAUCUAACGAGAACUUUCUUGAAUUUUGGCUGCUCGUGUUUUUGGUUCAGAGAGAAAUGGCAGCAGCCGUCGAAUUCUACAAUAGCAACUCAGAUCCCAUUAGAGAGGAAUUCAUGAAAGCACUAGAGCCUUUUAUGAAAAGUGUUUCCCCUGUUUCUUCUCCAUUAUCAUCAUUAUCAUCUUGUGACUCGGUCUUUCCACAACAACAGCCUAAUUUGAAUCCUGACCUUUGCUCCUCUUGGAUACUAAACCCGAUGGGUCUCGAGCAAUCCGGCUCGAUUGGGCUCAACCGACUCUCCCAUUCUCAAAUCCAACAUAUCCAGGACGAAAUGCUACUCCGACGUCAAAAUCAAGAACUUUGGUUAGCUUCCGCUAUGAAAUCUCCUCUCCACCACGAAAAAUUCGACCAGUGUCGUCACCAAAACCACCACGGCUCUCCCCAUCUCCUCCGGCCAAAAGCCCUCCCAAUGAAGCGGGUGGGAGUCCCUCCGAAACCCAACAAGCUUUACAGGGGAGUGAGGCAGAGGCACUGGGGGAAAUGGGUGGCUGAGAUCAGACUUCCCAAGAACAGGACACGCCUCUGGCUCGGCACUUUCGACACCGCCGAGGAGGCUGCUCUGGCUUAUGAUGAAGCCGCGUACAAGCUCAGAGGAGACUUCGCUCGGCUCAAUUUCCCUCGCUCGAGGGACGGCGGUUCAUAUCUCUGCGAUUAUAAUCCCCUGCAUUCCUCUGUCUGUGCAAAGCUCCAGGCGAUUUGUCAGAGCUUGGCAGCUAAUUCACAGAAGCAGGGGAAAACAGGGGAGCCCUGUUUUUUCCCAGACAGGGCGAUGGAGACUUUCGAUGCAGCCGCCGAAGCCGACGAAGCAAUAUUCUUCAAGGUCGCACUGAAGAACGAAUACGACGCCGAUCUCGCGUACCCGGAGCAGGAUUACAAGGUGGAAAAUUCGGUGUCUUCGCCAGCCUUUUCCGACGAGUCCUCGGUGGCGGGGUCUUCUUCACCGGAAUCCAACCUGGCGUUGCUCGAUUUCCCGCCCUCGCAGUUUGAGAUCGAGAACUUCUACUUGGAGAAGUUUCCUUCAGCCGAGAUCGAUUGGGCAGCUAUUUGAGCCUGCACGCGUUCUAACGUUUCUGCUAUGCUCUUAGUUUUCCUUUUUGUUCAGGUCCUUCCAUGUCCAUAAGCUGGUCUACUAGUAGUCUUGUCUCAGUUUCUAGGUAUGGCGUCUCCAGAGGCAUCAACGAUGGUAUUUUUUGACAUCUGUUGGAGCCCUGUUGAGUGAGCCAUUUAGUGGUGGGGGGUUACAUUUUACAUCAGGUAGCUUAUGAGAAUUUCUCCAUCUGUUCUGCUGGUUAAUUUUUUCCCCUCACCGGCUAGAACUAUGGAGGAAUUUCAGCCUGUCUUAGUAGGUUCUCUGGUUUAUUGUACUUGAAGCUUUGUUCACUUAUAUGUCACCGAGCGUUUAGUCUUGUGUCUUUUAUCAA